GAUGACGCCGCGCAGCUGUCGUCGCGCGCCUGCAUUCGCUGUUGCCAGUAUGCACAGCUUUUUUGUUUCAGGACGAGAGGUGUGCAUAACGCUGGUGAAUCGUGCUAUUCGACCAGCCUGGUGCGACUAGAGAGAGGCGGGUCCUCUAGUGGGCGUGCUGCCGCGAGACCAAUUUCGUGUGCCGGGAUCCCUGCACAUCAGAUCGAACCCCUAGCAACGCGCCCUCACCUUAAGAAUCUCGCAGCCCUUGGUCAUUUGUUGAGCCUUUCCUUAUUCCCCUUCCUCACACCGCUGUGCUUCAGACUUUUCACCUAAGGUCGAGCCUGCUUUGCCUCUCGCCGCACCUGCCAGAGCAAGCUUUCCUUCCCUCUACUAACUUUUUUAAUCACCUCCAAGCGCGCUCCUUCCCUACCUUAUCUUCUCUGCCACGCCCGCCUCACGCACUUCCUCUCUUCACUCUCUUCAACCCACAAACCACAACAUGUCUGCCGAAGCACCAAAGCCCGUUGUUGCAGCUGAGGCUGCUGCUGUUGCGCCUGUUGAGUUCACACCUGUUGCCGUCCAGGAGGUCGCCGGUGAGAAGGCGGUUGUUCCUACUGAAGAGGCGCCGAAGGUCGAGGAGGCACCCAAGGUCGAGGGCGACGCUGCCGCUGUCGCUCCCGUGGAGGAGAAGGCCGAGGAGAAGGCCGAGGAGAAGGUUGUCGAGCCCAUCUACAGCGGUGCUCUCGGCUACAAGGCCCCUGGCCUGAAGAACGCUUUCCGCUUCUCUAAGAAGUACUUCUGGUUCGGCGAGGAGCCCGUCGCUGCCUCCAACCUGGCUGAGUACCUCCGCGGCGAGAAGCCUGAGGUUGCUCACCCCACUGCUGCAUGGUCCAGCCAGACCGGAAAGGGUCUCCUUUUCUUCGUCAAGCACGCCGACAAUAAGGAGAGCCCCGCCGGUGUCCUGAACUUGGCCUACGCCACCGACCUUGCCAAGGAUGGAACCAUUGCCUUUGCUCUGAAGAUUCACGGUCACAAGCACGCUUUUGAGACUCAGACUCUGACCGAGCGUGAUGGCUGGUACGUCGCUGUCGAGAAGGCUAUCGCCGAGGCCAAGGAGGCCAAGGAGAGCAUUGAAUCCAGCGAGGCCUACAAGGAGGAGAAGACCAAGCUCGGUAAACCCGCCGCACUAGCGGGCGCUACCACCGCCGCCGCUGUCGCCCCAAAGAAGAGCGUCGACGCUACCAGGCCUGCCGAAACCGAGGCCCCAGCUGCUGAGGCCGCUGGUCCCGUUCGCACUGGAUCCUCCUCUAGCAGCUCUUCCUCAGACGCCGACAAGAAGAACAAGAAGAAGGCCGCUAAGAGCAAGAGCCGCUCUGCUUCCCGCAAGCGCCAGAGCAUCUUCGGUGGACUCCUUGGCAAGAAGGACAAGGCUGAGGAGCACGCCGCCGAGUCUGAGGUCAAGAAGGACGAAUCUGUUGCUCCUCAGAUCGGCGAGACCUCCACCACUGCUCCCGUCAUCACCUCUGAUAUCCCCAAGACUGGCGAUGAGCUGAAGGCUGAGCCCACCCCCGCUCCCAUCGUUGCUGAGACCGCUGCCCCAGCUCCUAUUGAGACUGAGACUGCCGCUCCUGUUGUUGCUCCUGCUCCUGUUGAGAAGGAGGACAAGCCUGCUGAGAAGCCCAAGCCUACCAAGCGUGGCUCCAUCUUCGGUUCCUUCUUCGAGAAGGUCAAGAGCCCUUCCCACGAGAAGAAGGAGGCUGACCUCAUCCCUGGCCCCAAGGAGACCACCAAGGAGACCGCCGCUGUCCCUGAGGUUCAGAAGCCCAUUGAGGAGACGCCCGCUGUUGCCCCUGUUCCUGAGGUCACCACCGAGGCUCCUCUUGCUGAGGCCAAACUUGAUGCCCCCAAGACCGAGGUUGCUAAGCCCGUGACCCCAGUUAAGGAGAAGGAACACUUCUCUUUCGGCAAGUUCUUUGGCAACAAGGAGAAGGCCAAGUCUCCCGCCGUCGAGACCGAGGAUACACCCAAGCUCGAGGAGUCAUCUGCUCCCGUCGUUGCCAACGGUGUUGAGCCCGCCGUUCCCGUUGCCGAGACCUCGGCCGCCGCUCCUGUUGAGGAGAAGAAGGAGGAGACUCCCGUUUCCAAGAAGGAGAAGAGGAGCAGCAUCUUCGGCUCCCUCGCCCGUACUGUCUCCAAGGCUGGAGGCAAGAAGGAGCCCAAGGAGAAGAAGGAGACCGUCGCUCCUGCCACCGUUGAGGAGGCUGCCGAGCCCGCCGACAAGGUCGAGACCCCCGUCGUCGCUGAGAAGAAGGAGGAGACCCUCGCUGCGCCUGCUCAGCAGUCCACCAUUGGCGAUGUCACCCCCGAGUCUGUCAACGGUUGCUGCGUUUCCCGUGAAGCCGCUGCGCCGGCACGUCAUGACGGCGCAGAAGAUCCCCCAGUCGCCCAUCUCGACGUCUCAUCGCGCAAUCUCAAUGCUCCGUCCUCACGACACACUUCCGUGCCUUCUUCGCGGGGAUCGUUUGUAGGACGGCCGUCGCAACCAUCAGGUCCUACUAGUACUGCUGCUCAGCCCGCGUCAAGCACUCGUCCGAACCAGCCUCUGACGCCCAUUCCUGCCGAACAGCGCUCCACAUUGCCCAACACGCUUGCUUCGCCAACGACCGCUAAGAGCAGACAUCGCGUUAAACCGCUUUCAGACUCGUCAAGUCAGGCGUGGACACAAGCUCGGUUGCAGAAAGAGCGCAGAGAUUGGUGGGACACACGCGUUACGGGCGAUACCCAGGUGUGGCGAUGUCUUCAAGCUGCAACAGAGGCUUUACAGGAGGGUGAUAUCGCGACCGCACAAGGGCUGCUCGACGCUCAAGGAUGUACCUGCCCAAGUGGUCAGCUCUGGAGCAAAAUCUAUGACGAUAGGGGCAACGAGUACAAAGUUCCUGAGUGGUUGGUCAUUGAACCCAGCGGUAUCUUGGAAGAGGAGGCUGCUCCGAUAGUUGACGAUAAGACUGAAGGAGCUGUUACCGUCGACGAUUCGGAGCCGGACCGUGAAUUUGUCGUGCGCGUUCGAGUCAGUGAAACUUCUACAGAUUUCAGGCUCACAGUGCGGAGGCGAGAGACUAUUGCGUCCUUCCGUGAAAAGCUCAAGACCCAAGCACAGUUGCCUGACGAUCAGAAGUUCCUCCUCAUCUACAACGGACAUGUGUACGACGAUAACGACACUCUCGAGAGCAACGCUUACUGGAACUUUGACAAUAAUUAUGUCAUCUCGUGUUUCGUUCGACCAAAAGACCCAAUGGCAACAUAGCGUCCCACACGCGAGCACAAACGGCCUUUCAUGGAUUUAAUAUUUUGUCAGCCUUCUCGGCGGAUGCGCAGGAGCUGAGCUUCGUUACCAGUCUUUCUUUCUCCACAGGUCGCCAUCGAAGGAUGUCUGCUUUAUAUACCCUUUCCCUCGUACAUGCCAGCUCAUUUAGAGCUGGCGGCGUUAUCAAUCACUCCACCCAGCGUGUAGUGUAUUUUCACUACUGUAGUAACAUUAAUGCAUAAUCGUGUGUACUGGCACUUUUGCUUACACAUACCAAAGAA
Messenger RNA from Boeremia exigua, 3567 nucleotides. Its product is annotated as Pleckstrin homology domain-containing protein. The transcript is spliced from 6 exons. Gene Ontology annotation, molecular function: protein binding. Lineage: Eukaryota; Fungi; Ascomycota; Dothideomycetes; Pleosporales; Didymellaceae. Bases 482 to 3286 code for a protein of 934 amino acids. The record is from RefSeq and is a predicted model, not a curated record.